Messenger RNA from Bacillus rossius redtenbacheri, 2651 nucleotides. RefSeq names its product mitochondrial ornithine transporter 1. The transcript is spliced from 7 exons. Gene Ontology annotation, cellular component: mitochondrion. The record is from RefSeq and is a predicted model, not a curated record. Bases 1647 to 2543 code for a protein of 298 amino acids. NCBI's taxonomy places the organism in Eukaryota, Metazoa, Arthropoda, Insecta, Phasmatodea, Bacillidae. Gene Ontology annotation, biological process: mitochondrial L-ornithine transmembrane transport. Gene Ontology annotation, molecular function: L-ornithine transmembrane transporter activity.
UUUUUUUUUCGCGACGUAGGUGAACGACUACAUCAUUUUCUACUAAUGGCAAAGCAAUUGUACCUGCCUCUAACUUAGGUGAGUUUUUAACGUUUCAAAUUUUAAUGUUUUAUUUUUGUUAUUUGGAUUUGUUGCGCAAGUAAUAAGUAAAAAAAAAAAUUAUGUGAGUUCCUACUGUUUAUUCUUUGUCCCGGUUUGUUUGGUCAGGUCAGUUACAUUAUAAAUACUUUAAAAUAAACAACCAUUGAAAUGAAUUCACAUUAUUUUUAAUGUCCGCUAGUUUGAAAGUAUUUUUAACGUAACUGACCUGACCUAAUCAACCAUUUUAGUUCCUACUGUUCAGUGUUCAUCCUUUGUCACCGGUUUGUUUGGUCAGGUCAGUUACAUUAUAAAUAUUUUAAAACUAAACAGCCAUUAAAAUUAAUUCACAUUAUUUUUAAUGUCUGCUUAGUUUGAAAGUAUUAAUAAUGUAACUGACCUGACCUAAUCGACCAUUUUAUUAAUUACGCAUACACGAACACACGGCAAAAUAACAAAAAUGGCGUCGUUCCAAUGGUUGCACAGGUCUUGUAUUGCAAAAUUAAAAAAUUUGAUCUCUACUAAAGUAUUUGGAAUUUCUUAUCUCCGCCGGUUGUUUUGAAAAGAGGAAGUGAAAGAGCAUAUAAUAAAAGUAUUUUCGGAUUUUUAGCAUUUUUUUUCCGCAUAUACCGUUACUCUACAUAUUUACCCAAAUUAAGGUAGAAGAGGAAAAAGCACCAAACUAGUUUAUGUCACUAUGUAUACCUACAUUACAAGUAAUAUUUACCUACAAUAAUUUAACACCAACCCUUCACACGAAAAUACCAUUUAACAUUCACAUGGACUCAAGCAUGGUGGGGGAACCAGUUACCACAGAGACAAAUAAAAAAUUGUUAGAGACAUUUGAAAUUCUUGAAAAUAUCUGAAUGCGCCUCGACAAAAUCAUGUUAAAAAUAGAACAAGAAAUGAAUAAAUCCUUUAGAUUGGAGCCGUACAGUAGACAACUGUAUUCCCAUAAAAGAACAAAUGGUGGCAUCGUUAUUGCUGUGUAUCGUUAAGUACACUUAUCCCAGAAAUUUUCAGCUACUCUCAUACGAUCACUAUCAAUCGACAAACAAAGAUAAAAACUUAUUAAUACAUCCUAAAACAUAUACGCCUAUGUAGAGUCCAAAACAUUACUGGCGCAACAUAUUUUGUACCAAGUUACCAAUAUGUGCAUACCUCUUCGUAAGCCAAAACGACACUCAGUAGCUGAAGUCUUUGUUUCGGUUUUAACAGAAAAAAUAUAAAUAACUGCUGUCACAAUUUCAAAUGGAAACGAAAUGAUUUCUUAACCGUGAGUUUUUUUCUAGUCGUAUGAGAUAACGUUGAUAAAUAGCAGUGUACGUACUUCGUAAUCCAACAUAUACAGAAAAAGAACUACUUCUGACUGUCAGGAUGAAAAUUCAGUGACGAACGCAAAUAUUUCUUCUAAAGUAACAAGUGAUAACAGACUGUGCAUUGCAUAAUCUCAGAUAAUCUCUUAUUUACUCUGUGUUGAAGACGCAGAGUGAAUCUAGAGAGUGAACCAAGUACAUGCGUUUACAAAUCAUCUGUCCCAGAGUUUACAUAUCAGGUCGCGUGCGAGGAUGAGUCACACAAGCUCUGGGAGUGGGAAAGAUGCCGCCAUUGACUUCGUUGCAGGAUCCCUAGGUGGCGUGGCGCUGGUGUACGUGGGCCAGCCCCUCGACACAGUCAAGGUCAAGAUGCAGGCCUUCCCGCAGCUGUACCGGGGCAUGACCAGCUGCCUGCUGGAGACCCUGCGCACGGAGGGAGUGCUGCGCGGACUGUACGCGGGCACGCUGCCGGCCGUCGUCGCCAACGUGGCCGAGAACUCCGUGCUGUUCGCUGCCUAUGGCGCCUGCCAGAAGCUCAUGCUCUCCGUCUCACACGCCAAGGAGGUGGCAGAACUGAGCCCGCUGGCCAACGCCUCGGCUGGCUUCCUGGCUGCCUUCUUCUCGUCCUUCACGCUGUGUCCCACGGAGCUGAUCAAGUGUCAGCUGCAGGCGCAGCGCGAGACCUCGACUCAGCACGCGGUGCGGGUCGGGCCCUUCCAGCUGACCAGGAGGAUCCUGCAGCGGGAAGGAAUACCUGGGCUGUUCAGGGGCCUCACCUCCACGCUGGCGCGCGAGAUGCCCGGGUACUUCUUCUUCUUCGGUGGCUACGAGGCCACCCGCCAGCUGCUCACCCCGCACGGCAAAUCCAAGCAUGAGAUAGGAGCUAUUGCGACCAUGGCGUCCGGGGCAGUGGGAGGUAUGCUCUUCUGGACUGCGAUAUUCCCCGCGGACGUUGUCAAGUCUCGGAUACAAAUACAGCAUUGCGAGACAUCCCUGUUUUCCAUGAUUGUGAAUAUCUUCCGCACUGAAGGCAUAUUGGCGCUCUACAGUGGCUUGCAGCCCACGCUUGUGAGGACUAUCCCCGCCACGGCCAUGCUCUUCCUCGUCUACGAGUACUCCAAGAAGCUCUUACAUAAUGUGUUCGACUGACCGCAUUCUCAGGAGUGUUCGCCCGUAUUAACUCUAUGAGUUACCCUGUCCUCACAAUCCCUGUCCUCACAAUUGUAUGUUUCCUUUAUUAAAUAAUUUUUGUAAACA